AUGGACGGCGGCGAGGAUCGAACGUUCAAGGCGAACUUUACCGGCGAGGGGGUGACGAUGCUGCAGGACCGCGUCAAGGAGAAGCUCAGGGAGCUCAUGGGCGACUACUCCGACGACACCCUUGCCGAGUAUGUUGUAGUGCUGCUAAGAAAUGGGAGGCGCAAGGAUGAGGCUGCCAAGGAGCUACAGGUUUUUUUAGGCGAUGACAAUGAUGCAUUUGUAUCCUGGUUAUGGGAUCAUCUGUCCUCAAAUUUGCACCUAUAUGUUCAGCCUAAAGCUGCCUCUUCUAAAGAUGAUGCUAGAAGCACUCGCAGUGCUGCCAGAGGAUUGCCUGUUCACAGUGUGACAAGCAGCAUACAAGUGAAUCAUGAACCUGAAGCUGAAACCCAGAAGACAGUAGUAACCCAUCAAAAAAGAGAUUGGGGUAAUCAAAAAAGAGAUUGGGGAACAAUUGGUCAAGGUCAAUCAGAAGCAGUUCCUCUUAGAAGCGUUGUAGCCAAUGUUUCUCAUGCAGAGGAAAAAGAUUUUCAUGAAUCACAUGCAGAUGAAAGGGCUUAUCAUAAAUCACAUUCUGUAAGACGAACCCGCUCUCCUGACAUGCAUAACCACAGAAAGAGGAGCAGAGACGCAGAUGUGCGGUUUACCAAGAGGGCAUCUCAUCCAGUUGUUGGUGCACCACGUCGGCUUCUUCAGUUUGCUGUUCGUGAUGCUGUCAGAACUGUGCAGCCAGUUACUUCUAGUUCAGAACCAGCUUCCAAGCGACUUCGUUCUGUAGUGUCUACAUUGGGGUCAGAUUCCACACUUGAUAUUACUCAUAUUAGGUUACAGAAAACAAAUUCAGAUUUGAGAAUACCAGGUGCCACAGCAGCACUAAGAGCUGCAGCUGAGGCUGCUGAAGAUGCUCUCAAGGAUAGCUUUUCUGGAAGUGUUUUUAGUAGAUUGGGCAGAAUGCCCAAAAUAAAUUCUACUGAACAAUCACCUGCUCAUAGAGAAGAAGAUCUUGAAGGCAAUGAAUAUGAGAAUAUAGAUAACAUACAAGCAGAAAAUCAAGUUGAAUUUUAUGAAAGAAAUCAACAUGGUGGCAGCGAUGUUUACAUGCGUGAUCGGAGAACAGAGGAAGCUACAGGUUCUAUUCCCAAUAUUGAUGAGUAUGAUCACAACAGUGCAAUUAGGUGUAAUGGAUUGGGUUCUCGCCGAAGUGCAUUGCCUGCUAGUGGAGGUAAAGAGUCAUUAGUACUGGGGUAUGUAAGAGGAGCUUCUGAAGUAAGAAGCAGAAGAUUGAUAGCUCAGGGGCCACAUGCUGGUUCAGGACGAAGACCAUCUGAAAAGAUCCUAAAUGUUUCUGGUAACACUAACACACAGAAGUUUCCAACUCAUGCAACUAGGGAUGCCAUUGCAUUUGACCCUCAAGUGCCAAUGGAGAAGGUUGCUGAUGCAAGGAAAGCACAUGUGAAGAUUGCACAUGCUAAUGAUAUGUCCACGAUGACUGAUAAGUCCAAAGAUUUGAUACAGCCAAGUUCAAUGCUGGAGGCACAGAAGGCUUCAUCAGGUGCUGCUGGAUCAAAUACUACAGGUCAACCCGAAGGUGGCCCUGAUUCUAGAACUGUCUUUGUUAGCAAUGUACAUUUUGGUGCAUCAAAAGAUGCUCUUUCUCGUCACUUCAAUAAGUUUGGGGCGGUCUUAAAGACCCAUAUUGUGACCGAUGGUGUCACUGGUCAGUCAACUGGCUCAGCGUAUAUUGAGUUUUUGCACAAAGAAUCAGCAGAGCAGGCGUUGACCCUGAACGGGACAUCAUUUAUGUCACGCAUUUUGAAGGUCGUUCGGAAAAGCUCCACUGAAGCAACCCAAUUGCCUGGCUUGCCCCGUGCUUCUUGGGGAUCACCAUUUGCUUCAAGGCUCAUUAGAACUGCAUACCCAAGGCCGAUGUUUCCUGGUGCAAUCCGUGGACGAUUGCCACUCAGGGGUGUUGCCCGGAGUUUACAGUGGAAGCGCGGUGCUGCUGAUUCCGCAGAUGCUGGAAAACCUAGUCAAACUGCACCUGCAGCUCCUGGCAAUCAGUCGAUCACCCCGACCACAAGAAGCUUCACCUACACACGCACGGAGCCAAAACCAAAUGACGGUGCGAUGGCAUGA
Miscanthus lutarioriparius is the source of this 2133-nucleotide messenger RNA. The record is from the annotation of a GenBank genome assembly. NCBI's taxonomy places the organism in Eukaryota, Viridiplantae, Streptophyta, Magnoliopsida, Poales, Poaceae.